Nicotiana attenuata is the source of this 1225-nucleotide messenger RNA. RefSeq lists its product as uncharacterized. The transcript has 4 exons. The record is from RefSeq and is a predicted model, not a curated record. NCBI's taxonomy places the organism in Eukaryota, Viridiplantae, Streptophyta, Magnoliopsida, Solanales, Solanaceae. Bases 373 to 978 code for a protein of 201 amino acids.
UCCAAUAUAACUCUAGAAAAUUGGAGACGGUAAUUUCCAGCACAAGAAUGGAUCUUUUAGGUUUGAUUUCUAAUGCAAAAGACCUCAAGCAAGUAAUGGCCGUUGCAGUUCAGCUGCAUUCUGCUUUUUAGACCAUCCAAUAUUUUAAGUUUCCAUCGAGCAGAUCACCCAUUUCUUUUACUUUUCCCCAUGAAAUUUCUCUUGUUUUACUUGACUAUUGUAGAUUCUUCUGUUACAAGCUUCCUUAUAAUUCCAUACCAUAAUUGAAUUUUUCAAAUAUAAAAUCUACAACCAUCCUCAAUGUAGAACAUUCCCCAAAAUUUUGUUGUUUUAAAUCUUGAAGAAAUUAUUCACUUUCCGGAAUCUAUUAACAUGAAGUAUUCUCUUCAAGCUUUAGCCGUGACUUGCAUCUUGUUUUUCUCGUUCACACAAGGGAAAGCAGAUGAUUAUGGGACUCAAACCGCAGCUGCAGGAGUACUUGAAAAUGAAUAUCUGCCAAAUUAUGGAGGAACAAAUGGAGGAUAUUCAUCGCAAAACGGAGAUUAUCCUCAUGAAUAUGGGGGUGGCACAGCUGAUGCUCAACCUGGCUAUCUUUUCUCUAAAGCUUUGCGAUGUUUCAGCGAUAAGCAGCUGCAGAUAUACAGUAGUUGUGAGGAGGCUUAUAGACUGACUGAGACAGGGGAUCUCAAUGUACCACCUGAAUAUACCGAUCAAUAUUGCAGCGGACCAUGCUUGAAGGAGACACACCUUGUGCUAAAUUGUCUUGGAAAUAUACUGUCAAACUUCAGAUUCUAUAAUAAGGCCACCAUUAGGGUGGUCGAAGAGACUAUCAAGGAAGGAUGUAGUUAUGGCCCUAGAAGAGGUUUCUUCAAUGUUGCUGAGCACAUCCUAGCUGAUGGUGGCACUGCUCUUCGCGCUUCCAAGUUCAUGCUACAUGGUGUUGUUCUUAUGUCUUUGACACACAUUUUCUUCCUUUAAACAAAUGUUGAAGUGAGGGUAUUGAUGGACAAAGUAGCUUAUAGAUUUGACACACAUUCUAGUUUUUGAUGUUGUUCAAUUUGACAAGUGGUAGUGCUGAUAGGUUGUAGUGAACAAAAGCCUAUCUGUUCAUUGUUAGGUGUUGAUCUGGAUAAGAAUGUUUUAAGCUGUAACAUUUAUUUCUUGGAAAUUCUUGUUCCAUUUGGGCCAUUAUUGUAGAUAAGCAGCCUAGAGUGUUUGAUAAUUA